This is a messenger RNA of Vollenhovia emeryi, 387 nucleotides long. Its product is annotated as vegetative cell wall protein gp1-like. The record is from RefSeq and is a predicted model, not a curated record. NCBI's taxonomy places the organism in Eukaryota, Metazoa, Arthropoda, Insecta, Hymenoptera, Formicidae. The transcript has 2 exons. Bases 1 to 387 code for a protein of 128 amino acids.
AUGCUUCCCGCAGGCACUCCCAGAAAUGGGCAGAUCGCGCCGAGCUGGACGCAAAGUCCAGCUCCGCCGACUAGCGAGAGCCAACCACCCCUCCCUCCCCGUCCUCGCGCACCUGAUCCUUGCCCAGUCAGGGCAUGGGCGCCGCGGCCGCCAGUCACCCCAGCGCCAAGGGCGGCUAAAGCAGCACUGGCAGCGGUACUUUCAACCCCGGCGCUUAGACUGGAGAAGAGGCCCCCACCGGGACAGCAGGCCCCCAAGGCUCAGCCCACAACGAAGCGGACCAAACCCUGCGUAGUUCGCAUAGAGGCCCUCCCGCAGAAGGUCCGACUAGUCAGGCGCCCUAGGAAACCGCUGCGGCCCACCCAGGACAUGCCCUUGCUGGUGUAG